Molecule: messenger RNA, 2583 nt
Organism: Myxocyprinus asiaticus (Chinese sucker)
Lineage: Eukaryota; Metazoa; Chordata; Actinopteri; Cypriniformes; Catostomidae
Product: phospholipid scramblase 1-like
Exons: 10
Coding region: 1-723 (240 amino acids)
Biological process (GO): plasma membrane phospholipid scrambling
Cellular component (GO): plasma membrane
Molecular function (GO): phospholipid scramblase activity
Source: RefSeq, a predicted model, not a curated record
AUGGCAAGUCCAUACUUGAGAAAAGAAUUGGAUCUCACAGACCAAAUCAAAAAUGGAAUUUUCAGAGGUCAGCAGAAUGAUGCCACACCCAGAGCCUUAUCGCUGCCCUUCUCCUCUGGAGCCCUUGAUCAGGAUUGUUCAGUUGUUUGUUCACAAAGACCAAACCCUGGAGGAGGUUGUGGCAGAAGGUCUAACAAUAGAUACGUGGUGAAGGAUGAUGCUGGGAAUAAAGUUUUAGAUAUUUGUGAAGAGAAUGAGUGGUGUACCAGGCAAUGCUGUGGUCCAGCACGCUCCUUCAUAAUGAGUGUUAUGAACAACUCAAAUCAUGAGGUCAUCAGGCUGGUGCGACCAUAUGUUUGCAACUGCUGCCAAAAUGAGCUGGAGGUUCAGUCACCACCGGGGAUUGCCAUUGGAAAUGUUCGACAGAACUGGCAUUUUUGCAGAGCUAAAUUCACUGUUGAGAAUGAACAAGGUCAACCAGUGUUUAAGAUUGUGGGUCCAACUUGUACCUGCUGCACGGAUGAGAAUUUUGAGCUGAUGUCUUUGAAUGGGGCAGUGAUAGACAGAUCAGUUGGCAAGAUCUUCAAACCUUUCACGUAUAGUGGGCCAAAUGCGGCUGCAGAUUUUGUGCUGAAAUUUCCAAGCAGACUGGAGGUCAAACUGAAAGCAGUUAUAUUGGGAGCCUGCAUACUUAUUGACUGCAUGUAUUAUGAAAAGAAGUGAUUUUGCUUUUCACAAAAGUGAAAUUGGUCUCCGAAGGAAGACACAGAAGAAAAUGAGCUCUUCAGACCAUUCUGCAAAUCAAGCCAUAGCUUUAGAUACAUUUUUCUCCAUUAUGCAAUAAAUAUCUGAAUAUUGUUUUUCUGACUUUUUUGUCCAUAACAUCUCCAUGCAGAGUCCUAUAAACCUCACCAUACCCCCUCAGUGCUAAACUGUACCUUUUAAGAUACAAGGGCCGUCGGUAAUGCUUUACAAUAAGGUUGUAUUUGUUAAAGGGGUCAUGACAUGAAAAAAUGUCUUUUGAUAUUUAAGAGGUCAUUGUACUAUAAAAACAUACUGUAAGUUUCAGAACUCAAAACUUCCUCCUCACAGCAAAAAGAACAUUUUGUUGAAACCACGCUGCCAAAACGACUCGUUCUCUACUUCCUCCAUAUUGCGAUGUCACACCAUGGUAGACAUUUGUACCUAACCGCCUCCACAGCACAUCAAAGCCUAAUUUACCUUGUCACUUCUGUAGCCCACCAGUAGCGGUGAGCAGUGAGAUGGCAAGGAGAGAAAGCGGGUCAGUCAAGAGCAGAGAGCCAAUCAGAACAGUGGGCAUGUACUAUGAAGUCUUAAAAGAGAAACAGCACUAAAACUGAGUGUUUCUGAAUGAGGGUGGAAAAUUAUCAUGUUUUACAAAUAUAUGACUGUUUUUUGUGCAACUAACUUUGCUGAUAUUAUAAGUGAACCUCAAGGAACAUAUUAAAAUAAUAAAAAAAGGCAUGUCAUGACCCCUUUAACAUUAGUAAAUGCAUUAGGUAUCAUGAACUAAAAACAAACUAUAUAACUAUAUUGCUUAAAUUGAUCAAAGAAAACUGCACAAAUCUCUGUCUUGGCUUCUAAUACAAUUGAAAACUUUUAUUGCAGCACUUUUUGCUAAUGUUGUAUCCUUCCUCGUUUUGUAAUUCGCUUUGGAAAGUAUCUAGACUUGGAAUCUGCAUAAUGCUUCUCUGUCUUUAAGGACUUAAAGUGCCCUGUUUUCUUUUUUAUUUAUUAAUUUUUUUGUCAUUUUUGCAUUUUUGACUUUAACACAUUACAUUACAUUUAGUUUCUAUUAUGAUAUGGAAAACCCUGAAUUUAAUAUGUGAUACAGAUAGGUCAUAUAUAUUAUACAUAAUGUGCUGUACCCAUUCAAUCUUGAAGUCUACAUAUAUAUUCAGAAUAGCCAAAGUAACCCAGCAAUUUUGUCAUGUUUCCCCUUUUUAAACAUUAUUGGCUGUUAAGGGGUUUAAAAACCAACAAAAGAUAUAUGCUUUUAAUUACUGCAGAGUUGUAUAAUUUUGUCAGUCAGUAGCCUGGCAACCUCUACACAUGGUGUUCCCCAGUGGUGUAGAGUGUCACUGGUGUAUUGUUAGUUCACAUUAUGUAAGAGAAGAGAGAAUCUGAAUAAGUGUGAAAAAAUGUUUUUGCACACCAGUGCUGAUGCCUCUGACUCAUUUAUUGAAAUAGCUUGGUAAAAACACAUUAAAUGUGCACUUAAGACUGAUUCACUGCCUUUAAUGCUGCUUUAUUCUUCCUGAACAUUGUGCACUGAAAUGUUAAACAAAGACUUUGUGUCAAGUGAAACAGUCUUGGCUGCUGUUAUGAAUUCUUGCAUUCAAACGUGAUACUUUUCAAGCAAAGGCUGCAAUAUGCUGGCUUUUUUUUUUUUUCUCAUACAAAGUUAGUGUAAAUGGCUCCUAGUGAAACACAAUACGUUCACACCUUCAGCCGUGUACUGACACCCCCAGCCAAGCUGAGUGAAAGAACACAUGAAUAAUUUCUAUGUUACUCACAGUUUUGCUGACAGCUUUGUUGUGUAAAUCCUGAGCAAGUAGUGUA